CAAUGCUCCCAUCAGCUGUGAAAGUGGUGUUAUAAUGCGGAUCUCGCGCCGGUAUAGCUCUGGGAUCAAAAGGUCAUGAAACGAGUGCGCACCGAGCAGAUUCAGAUGGCAGUGUCCUGCUACCUCAAACGCCGGCAAUACGUGGACUCAGACGGGCCCCUGAAGCAAGGACUGCGGCUGUCUCAGACUGCUGAGGAGAUGGCGGCCAACCUCACAGUCCAAUCAGAAUCUGGUUGUGCCAACAUAGUGUCUGCAGCCCCUUGCCAGGCAGAACCCCAGCAAUAUGAAGUACAGUUUGGACGACUGCGGAAUUUUCUCACCGAUUCUGAUUCCCAGCAUAGCCACGAAGUGAUGCCUCUCCUCUAUCCUCUCUUUGUCUACCUCCAUCUCAACCUGGUCCAGAACAGUCCCAAGAGCACAGUGGAAAGUUUUUAUAGCCGCUUCCAUGGAAUGUUUCUGCAGAAUGCUAGCCAGAAGGAUGUCAUUGAGCAGCUACAGACCACUCAAACCAUCCAGGACAUCCUGUCUAACUUCAAGCUUCGAGCAUUCCUAGAUAACAAGUACGUGGUCCGUCUCCAAGAAGACAGCUACAACUACCUUAUCCGCUACCUCCAAAGUGACAACAACACCGCCCUGUGCAAAAUCCUCACCUUGCAUAUCCAUCUUGACGUGCAGCCUGCCAAGAGAACAGACUACCAGCUCUAUGCCAGCGGCAGCUCCUCACGAAGUGAGGGCAACGGCUUAGAGCCCACUGAUAUGCCCACCCCUAUUCUGCAGAAUGAGGCUGCCCUGGAGGUCUUGCAGGAGAGCAUUAAGCGCGUCAAGGAUGGCCCUCCUUCCCUCACUACCAUCUGUUUCUAUGCCUUCUAUAACACAGAGCAGCUGUUGAACACUGCAGAAAUCUCCCCAGAUAGCAAGCUGCUUGCUGCUGGGUUUGACAACUCCUGUAUAAAAUUGUGGAGUUUACGAUCUAAGAAGUUAAAAUCAGAACCCCAUCAAGUCGACGUGUCCCGCAUCCACUUGGCUUGUGAUAUUCUGGAGGAGGAGGAUGAUGAGGACGAUAGUGCAGGCACAGAGAUGAAGAUCCUGCGGGGACACUGUGGACCAGUGUACAGCACGAGGUUCCUCGCAGACAGCUCAGGGUUGCUCUCUUGUUCUGAAGACAUGUCCAUUCGGUACUGGGACCUCGGGAGUUUCACCAACACUGUGUUGUACCAAGGACAUGCCUACCCAGUGUGGGACCUGGACAUCAGCCCAUACAGCCUGUACUUCGCCAGCGGGUCUCACGACCGCACUGCACGACUGUGGUCAUUCGAUCGGACGUAUCCGCUGAGAAUAUAUGCAGGACACCUGGCAGAUGUGGACUGUGUCAAAUUCCACCCGAACUCCAACUACUUGGCCACAGGCUCAACUGACAAGACUGUCCGGCUGUGGAGCGCGCAGCAGGGGAACUCGGUGAGGCUCUUCACCGGCCAUCGCGGCCCCGUGCUUUCGCUUGCCUUUUCUCCCAACGGUAAGUACUUGGCAUCAGCUGGCGAGGACCAGCGGUUGAAGCUUUGGGACUUGGCCUCCGGGACCCUUUAUAAGGAAUUGAGAGGCCACACGGACAAUAUCACCAGCCUCACCUUCAGUCCAGACAGCAGUUUGAUCGCCUCCGCGUCCAUGGACAACUCCGUGCGUGUCUGGGACAUCAGGAACUCGUAUUGCAGCACACCUGCUGAUGGCUCCUCCAGCGAACUCGUGGGCGUGUACACGGGGCAGAUGAGCAACGUGCUGAGCGUGCAGUUCAUGGCCUGUAACCUCCUCCUCGUGACGGGAAUCACGCAAGAAAAUCAGGAACAUUAAAUUUUUUUUUAUCUUUGUUUUUACGGACUGGGGCCCUGGCGAAAGGCCUCCAGAUAGCAAGUCUUAGGACAGACUGAAAUGGAAUCACUGACAGACUGUGAAAGACUUCCCGCCUCGCAGACACCCUCCCCCCAGAGGGCCAAGGACAGGGACUGAGGAAGGCAGUGACAAGAGGCUCUGCAGUCAAAGAAUUUAGAUGCCCUGGAGGUGCGCGGCGGUGCUUACAAAGAUCCCGCCGCGUCCCACACAGGCACCCUCACGUCUCUGUCUCACGAACGCCGCUCACCUCCCUGAGCACUGCGUGUGGCCCCCUGGCUGUAGCAUCGCUCAGGGAGCGGUGCUGUAGGUCCCAGGCCCCGGCGCCGCAGGAGGGAGACUUACUUGGGGAGGGGCGCAGGUGGCGACAGGCGGGGUCGGGGAUGGUCCUGGCAAAGUCUUUCCGUAAUUACAGAGAACCAGGAUUUUUUUUAUUAUUGUUAUUAUAAUUAUAAUAAUUAUUAUUAUUAUUGAGAAGAGGAAACCUAGCACUGGCAGAGGGUGCCUUCUCUGCUCUCAUCUUUCAGGUUUGACUCCUGGCACUGGCUGUGAUACUUGGAAUUUUGAGGUUCAGGGAAUUCAGAGAAUCUGGUAGCACAGUGUAUUGGGAGAAAGGGAAAAUUCCUGGGUGACUGAUUGAUCACUGACAUGUUUCUAGAAGUGGGUGGGUGGAUUUGACUGAGAAAGUCUUGGGCUCUUGCAAUGAUGGUGGGAAAGAGAUUCUUUUCACGGCUGCGCUUCUGUUCACAGUUCUCUCCCCCUGAAAGGGCAGAUUGUGAUAAAGAAAUGAAAAUAAUUGCAAAUGAGAAGCCACAAGAUAGAAUUAGAAUAUUGAGUUUCUAAAUGAGGAUUUACCCAGAGGUGUGGCUUUUUCCACAUCUUUUUCUCCUGAGAUCAUCCGCUUCCGCCUCCUGCAUUGCAAUAGCAGUUUAAUGAACACUUUGUGAAGCAGAUUGUAAGUACCUACGCACGCAUAUAAAACUAUGCUUUGAGGAUAAAGCACGUUCUAAUUUGUGGGAAAAGGAUUAAAUAUUUCUGUUUUCUGAAAAGAGUUCUUUUGUAUUUUGUUUUCUAUUAAAAUGUAUUUAGUUUUAAAGAAAAAAAGUGUUGGCAUCUCAUUUAAACUGUGAGGACAGGCAGGUGUGUGCUCCAUCCCAGGGACGAGCAGCUUACCAUCUUCAGGAAAAUAGCCAGGUAUGCAGGCCAGACUCGCCCCAGCAGGGGUGCGUUCUUCCCACCCUGUGCUGUUCCGCUGGCUUUGCAUCACGAGGAUCACCAAUGGCUGUGCUGACCAAGACAACCUGUAAUUUACCCUCUAGAGUUCUUGGGUGAGAUCUUCCAAUUUUCCUAAAAGACCCUACCUAAGGAGCAUAAGAACUGUUAUUUAAUUAGUUCUAUUUAUUUAACAAUUCCAGAUAAAGGACUCAUCCAAAGAUGAGUGGUGCCAAAACUUAAAAGUAUACUUUGAAACAUGACUUACUGGCAAGGACCCCCAUAUCAGGGAAUUAAAUAGGAAAACUCUAGAAUUCUAUGCCAAAAUAAUGUGGUUUUUUUUAACUUGAGCCUGAGAUGCUAAUUGAUAGAAAGUGUUUCUUACUCAUAAAAAUACUAAUAUUUGACACAUUGUAAGAAGGAUCUCUUUUGAGUUUAGCCAGAUGACAUUGCCUUCCAUGUGGUCUGCAAAUGAAGCCUAGAAUCAAAUGUGUUCUUUUCUGUAAUAAGUGAACUCUUAGAUUGUGUGAUAUAUUGCUAGAAACAAUAAAACCUCUGAGUUGUCACUCUGAGAUGUGAAAAUACCACUGACUUAGGAUGAUUUCAAAGGUUUUGUGUCUGUGUGAUAAUGCAGAAUUUCUUUGAUUAAACACAAAAAUGUAUUAGGUUGGUCAUUUUUCACAUUAUCGAUCAUGUAUAUACUUUGUGAUUUCAGUUGAAGUUCUUAAUUAUCUGCAUAUUUGGCCCUUUUUUACCUUUUGUGAACUGAUUUUAAUGUGGGGUAAUUUAACUUUGUAGAAUGCCUCUUACAACUUCCCCCAAAUCUUAGAAAUUAUAAGGGGUAUGUCUGUAUGUUUAUGUCCACAAGGGUGCAUAAAAACAUGAUUACACUCUUCAUGUUUGUCUCUUGCAUUGUUUUAUCUUCAAAGCAGUCCUGUGAGGUGCAUAGGAAAGACUAAAACCCAGAAAACCUGUUAUCUAUCCACACCCAACAUGUGGAUAGCCACAAGUCUUGGAUAUGUUAAAUAAGAUCUAAAUUCUGUAUCUUCAAUUUCUAGCUGGAGUAUAUAUCCCUGAAAGUAGUAGAAAAAAAUUUUACCUGUCCAAAGUGGAAAUAUAAAGAUGAAUAAGUCAUUUAACAAGUGUGUAUAUAGUGCUUUCUGCCAGAAGAUACUCCAAGUGCUUUAUGAAGAUUAACUUAUCCUGUAAUGACCCUCUGAGGAUAAGCACCAUUUUUAUCCUCGUUUUAUAGAUGAGGACCCUGAGGCCCCACUGGGUCUUGCCAAAGGAUCACACAACUCUUAACAGGUGAAGUCAGAAUUUGGCCAGGACAUUCUGGCUCCAGGGUCCGUGAUCUUAUCCACGUUGUCUUCCUUCAUUUCCACAAGACCAGGUGGAGAGUGACCCAAGGUUAGUUGUGACUAACUGUCCCUGGCAAUAGUUAUAAGACUUAUGCUUCCCUUUGCUAAAGAGAUCAGCAGCAAGCAGCUUCGGGAGCUGGCAGUAAGAACAAGCCUAAACAUUAUGUGACUAAGGGAAACUUGAAAAUACUCGGUUAUUCAGAACAACAAUAAUAAAUCCCUGUGAUGGGUGUGAGAACAAGUGGAAUUUCCUAGACUUGCAGUCUCAGAAAAUCUGACUAAUUUUAACAUAACAGUAGAAAGAAAGAAAAUUGGGAUAAAGGAAAGUAAUGAAUAGAGAUGAAAUUGAAGGCUUUUCUAUUCAAGAUGAAUCUUCUGAGGGUAUUAUUAGAUUUUCAUUUGUUUUACUUGUGUAUUUAAAGUGUCUUGGUUGUGUAAAGAAAAUGUAUUACAUAUGUAGGCUUCUAAUUUUUCUAUUGCCCAGAUUGGUAUUUAAGUACAUGGAUUAAAAGAUUAGUCUGUACUUCAACUUGUCUUUCAGUUGCAUGUUUUAGAAAAAAGUGUGCAUCCUCACCAGAAGUACAUACCUUUGACAUAUGGCAGCCGAUUGACUGAAACUGCUUUGUGGUGAACUGAAAAUCAUCAUAGAAUUUAAGGAAUGUAGCCCCUCCCUGGUGGCGCAGCAGGUUA
Condylura cristata (star-nosed mole) is the source of this 5144-nucleotide messenger RNA. It is a transcript of the gene TAF5L, whose product is annotated as TAF5-like RNA polymerase II, p300/CBP-associated factor (PCAF)-associated factor, 65kDa. The record is from RefSeq and is a predicted model, not a curated record. The transcript has 5 exons. Gene Ontology annotation, molecular function: transcription coactivator activity; protein binding. Lineage: Eukaryota; Metazoa; Chordata; Mammalia; Eulipotyphla; Talpidae. Gene Ontology annotation, biological process: regulation of DNA-templated transcription. The coding region runs from base 76 to 1845 and encodes 589 amino acids. Gene Ontology annotation, cellular component: nuclear protein-containing complex; histone acetyltransferase complex.